Molecule: messenger RNA, 2050 nt
Organism: Astyanax mexicanus (Mexican tetra)
Lineage: Eukaryota; Metazoa; Chordata; Actinopteri; Characiformes; Acestrorhamphidae
Gene: grpel2
Product: GrpE-like 2, mitochondrial
Exons: 4
Coding region: 65-709 (214 amino acids)
Biological process (GO): protein import into mitochondrial matrix; protein folding
Cellular component (GO): PAM complex, Tim23 associated import motor
Molecular function (GO): protein homodimerization activity; protein-folding chaperone binding; adenyl-nucleotide exchange factor activity
Source: RefSeq, a predicted model, not a curated record
UAGUCCGGCCCCUUGUGAAGUGAAAGAGGCACAGCACCUACCCCACACAUGUAGUUGGAUAAGAAUGGCCGUACGCUUUCUGUCUUCUCUGCGGGGCAAAACAUCAGUCGAUAUAGGCAGAUUACCGGUGAAAUUGUACAGCGUGAGCUCAAAUGUUGGUUUCUUCAGUACUGUAGCCCAGAGAGGAAACGACUGCCAUAAUGAUGAUGGCGACGAUGAUGAUCGGAAUCACACAGUUACACACGUCAGGAAUUUGGAGAUGAAGGCUGACAAACUGGAGGAGCAGGUUCAAGAUCUUACAGAGAGGUACAAAAGAGCUGUUGCUGACUCUGACAAUGUCCGUAGAAGAACACAGAAGUUUGUCGAGGACGCCAAGCUCUUUGGGAUUCAAAGUUUUUGUCGGGACCUAGUUGAAGUAGCUGACAUGUUGGAGAAAACUACAGGGAGCACAGAGACAACCAGUCUGACUGAAAACCUGGCCCAAAUCCAGGGAAGACUACAAGAAGUUUUCACCAAACAUGGACUGGAGAAGAUGGAACCUGUGGGGUCCACGUAUGACCCUUAUCAGCAUGAGAUAGUGUGCCACACUCCAGCAGAAGGAGUGGAGCCCGGUAUUAUAGCCGUAGUCAAGCAGGACGGGUACAAACUUCAUGGGCGCACUAUUCGUCAUGCGCAUGUGGGCAUCGCUGUAAAAACCCAGGAGUCUUGAUGACCGGUGUGGUUUUUUUUAUACUACCCCGACUUGAAGCUCUUGGAACAGUGCAUGACUGAUCUAUAUAUGCGCACACUGUUCAGCCAUAAUAUUGACACCACAGACAGAUGAAGUGAAUAACAUUGAUUAUAUUAUUGCAGUGACACCUAUCAUGGGGUGAGAGUUACACAUUAGACAACAAGCGAACAGUCAGUUUUUGAAGUUAAUCUGUUGGAACUGAGAAAAAGGGCUGUGCAUAGGGAAGGAAGGCCAGGCCAGGUUUAGGUUCAAUACCACAGAUGAGCUACUACAGCACAGAUUGCUUCGAAGGUUAAUGCUGGUUAUGUCUUGUGAAGUCCAUACCCAACAAACACAGUAUUAGGCAGGUGGAUUUAAUAUUAUGGCUUAUUGGUGUUUCAGCUAAUUCAGUCCCUGAUAUGAUGGUUUAUUUGUUUCGUUUUUUGCAGUGUUAAAUACCUAUGUGUUCUUGUUUAUUGCCAUGUACAGAUUUAUGUUUUUGUCUUUAUUUAAAACAUUCUGUAAUUUUGUUUGUUUGUUUAUUUUUUCCCCCUUUUACUAUUUUUUUCUUUGAUUUUGUAAUGAGCGUUUUUGGGAAGUCAACACUGAUACAAAACUGUAUUUAUAUGUAUAAGAUGAUUCAACCACAAUGUAAUACAACUGUAUUACACUUCAUGGUACCUUAAUUUUCAGAACUAUAAUACCUCAUUGAACCUUGUGAUUGGGAGGUAUUGUGUUUGUUUGGGACCCUGUUACGUUUACAACAUAUUCUCUAGCAGUACAAUGUGCAAUCCAAAUGUCUUUGUACUGUAACUUCUGAGGUUAGCAUUCUGAAGGCAUUACAUAGAGUGAGAGGAUGGCCUGAAAAGCCUCUUUGUAAAGGUUUACUUAAUAGUGGUCACACUAUUACUGACAUACUGACAAUUUUGGGAUGUGUCAUGUUUUGUGCCUUAAUGUUAGAUCAGCAGUGCCCAAAGAGCAGACUCUAUUUAACAUAUUCUAAUAUUAUAAAAAAAUAUAUGUCAGAAAAAUAUAGCGUUAGUGCACCUUACAUUGUACAUAUAAAGUGCAUAUCACAAAAGAGAAACUUGUCACUUUCUACAGUGUUAGAUAUUUUUAUAUAUAUAAAUAAUUUAAGUUAUAGAAAGUGAAUUGUAAUAUUAUGUGUAUAUAUAUAUAUAUCUCCUCACAGCCAUGUGUCUAGUUUUUUCUUGUAGUGUGCGGACACUGAGAACUCAGAUGCCUAUAGGAAAUGUAUGUGUUUAGUUGUGUAGUAUGUGGCAUGUUCAGUACAGCAUUACUUUUGCUUUUUGUUGUUUCAUUAAAACAGCUGAAACGUUA